AUGCGAACCACGUUCCUGCUCUCGUUCCUAUCAGCACUGGCUUUGCCAGCCUUGGCAAGGCCCGAGCCGCCCACGAGAGUCCUAGCCGCAAGGCAAUCCGUCGUUACGCCUCCCCCGUGCAAGGCCAUUAGCCCACCACCAACAGCAGCCGAGACAGAAGAACGAUUCAACAAGUUUGCCAACGAGUUCUUAGUUACGAAAAAUUUGACGGCUGCUUUUGAGUUUAUCUCCUCAACAUACAUCAACCACAACCCAUUCGCCGACGACGGUCCAAAUGCUGCCUUGGACUUUCUCGGGCCCGUCUGGCCAGGCACCCAGAUUACUGUCCUCCGGACUCGAUACAUCGACCCACAAGGAUUCCUGAACUAUGAAGCCAGCGGUAUCGGAACUGUUGUCGACAGAUUCAGGUGGGAAGCGGGAUGCAUUGUAGAACACUGGGACCAAGGCGAGGUGUUCCCUGCCGACAACUCAAGCACGACGUCGACAUCAAGCAUGAGCGCGAACGUGACAACUACACCAUUGACACCAGUUACAAGCGGUGCUUCCAGACGGUAUUCGCUGCUGGGACGGAGGUGA
Diaporthe amygdali is the source of this 576-nucleotide messenger RNA. RefSeq lists its product as uncharacterized. The record is from RefSeq and is a predicted model, not a curated record. The transcript is spliced from 3 exons. The coding region runs from base 1 to 576 and encodes 191 amino acids. NCBI's taxonomy places the organism in Eukaryota, Fungi, Ascomycota, Sordariomycetes, Diaporthales, Diaporthaceae.